Molecule: messenger RNA, 3420 nt
Organism: Diabrotica balteata
Lineage: Eukaryota; Metazoa; Arthropoda; Insecta; Coleoptera; Chrysomelidae
Source: the annotation of a GenBank genome assembly
AUACCAGUAAAUAUGUAAACUCAUCAGAUCUUUCAAAUUCAAACUCAAACAUAAAAUACAUUUGCAAAGUUUAGAGUGCGUUUAGUAGUUUAAAAUAUUCGUUUUAGUAAUUAUUUGCGAAUUUUUUAAUAAUGGCAGCUACUGCAGUAGCUGUUCCCCGAAAUAUAGUACACGAUGAGGAAUCUGAAGAGGAUAAAGAACUUCAAGCUGAACUGAAACUCCUUGUUGAUAAGAUAUCAGGUAAUGACUUGUUAGUAAUACCUGCAUCUAUAGACAUGAUGAAAUUUUUGAUAAAAACUUCUACUACUUCCAUGACUUCAGUUCCAAAACCUCUUAAGUAUUUGGCUCCUAACUAUGAAUUGCUCAAAAUGACCCAUCAGAGAAUUUCAAACCCACAGAUAAAAAAGAGUCUUGCUGACAUCAUAUCUGUGUUAGCCAUGGGAACUGCAGGUGGAGAGGAAGCUAAGAAUAAUAGAGAUUGCUUGAAAUACUGUCUUCAAGGUACUAUGGAAAAAAUCGGCGAUUGGGGACACGAAUAUAUCCGCCAAUUGGAAAAAGAAAUUGUCCAGCAAUGGACUUUUAACUGUGAAAAGAGCUGCAAAUCGAUGAUGCCUCUUAUCCACGAUAUAAUGACCUUUAAUAGUACCCAUAAUGCGGAGAUCCAAGGCUGUGAUCUUCUGACUGAAAUCGAUCUUUUACACAUUCUUCCGAAGUAUAUGGAUAAGAGUAAUUACAAAAGAAUAUGCCUAUAUCUUUCACAAUGUGCUAAAUAUGCUGAUGAUGUCGAAAGGUGUAAGAUUAUGAAGCUGGUGUAUGAACAAUAUAUGGCUUUUGGAGAGCACUCCAAGGCUAUUAUCGCAGCGAUUCAAAUAAACAAAUCUGAUUUAGUGAACAAGGUUUUCGUCGAAUGCCAAGAUAAAGUAACUUUAUGCCAACUGGCCUUUAUCUGUUCCCGUCAAUGCUACAAUGUGGAUCUCGAUCCCAAGUGUAAAUAUUACGAUGAGCUGAUUGAAAUAUUAGGUAACAGUCACCUGAAUACCUAUUUUCUCAGUCUGGCUAGAGAGUUAGAUAUUAUGGAGCCAAAGUCACCCGAUGAUGUCUACAAAACUUGGCUGGAACCCGUACCUCCCCGUUUUGUAUUACUAGGCGAAAGUUUAGACAGCGCUAGAAAAAAUUUGGCUUCCUCUUUCGUUAAUGGUUUCGUCAACGCUGGUUUUGGUAGUGAUAAGCUUAUUACAAUCGAUGGUGGAAAUAAGUGGAUCUACCGGAAUAAAGAUCGCGCAAUGAUCAGUGCUACGGCUUCAUUGGGUUUACUUCAUUUAUGGGACGUAGACGGUGGACUGACCCCCAUCGACAAAUAUCUUUAUUCAACCGACGAGAAUAUUAAAGCUGGAGCUCUAUUGGCUCUCGGUAUAGUUAACUGCAGAGUUAAAAAUGAGUGUGAUCCCGCUUUGGCUCUGUUGGGAGAUUACGUGAAUUCUGAUAAUGGAACCUUGCAAUGUUUAGCUUUGAUUGGUAUAGCUUUGGCCUAUGCAGGUACACACAGAGAAGAUAUUAUCGAAAUGUUACUCCCCUUGGUAAGUUCGAUCAAGUGUGUGGAAGCCUUAAGCGCAGCUUGUCUAGCUUUAGGAUUUAUUUCAAUAGGCAAAUCAAACAACGCCAUACCGUCGACUAUUAUUAACAGAAUCAUAGAAAUGAAUAAAGAGGAUUCGUUUAAAACGUGUCACAUGAGAAUGGUCGGUUUGGGUUUGGCUUUGUGUUAUUUCGGAGCUCGAGACGAGAUAGAGGUAUCCACUGAGGCUUUGAAUAUAUUGGAAGAACCGUUCAGAUCUACUUUGCAGACUAUUUUAUUGAUGUGUGCGUAUGCGGGCACAGGAGACGUACUGAUUAUUCAAGAGCUGUUGCAUUUAGUAGGGGAGAAGGGUGACAGUCCUAAAAAUGAGAAUGCAGCUUCUAACGAGAAAAAAGAUAAAAAAGAUAAAUGGAGUACUAGUAAGACGAAAGGAUCGAAACCGAAAGAAUGGGAUUAUUCGAUUAGCCAGGCUAUGGCUUGCCUCGCAGUAGCAGCUGUUGGCGCGGGAGAGAGCAUAGGAGUUGAAAUGGUUCAUCGAAUCUUUGGCCAAUUUGCUAGAUACGGAGAAUCUACAGUGCGAGCGGCAGUCCCGUUGGCGAUGGCUCUGUCAUCAGUCUCCAAUCCCCAAUUAAACAUCAUUGACGUUCUCACGAAGUACUCGCACGACUCAGACGAAGACGUCGCUGUCAAUGCCAUUUUCGGAUUGGGAAUCAUCGGUGCAGGAACAAACCAUGCUCGUUUGGCUGCUACUCUAAGACAACUAGCUGCUUACCACCACAAACGUCCCUCUGAGUUAUUUAUGGUUCGCGUAGCUCAGGGGUUGGUGCAUAUGGGUAAAGGAACUUUGACUUUGGAUCCUCUUCAUACCGAUAGAAUGUUGGUGGAUCCUGUAGCAAUGGCAGGUCUUUUGUCUGUGAUGAUAGCUUUGCUCGAUCCCCAGAGCCUGGUAUCCCGUUCCUCCUACUACAUAUAUUUCCUGUCGGCUGCCAUUCAACCGAGAUGGCUGUUAACGCUGGACGAAGAUCUGAGAACAGUGCCAGUGAGUGUCCGUGUUGGUCAAGCUGUGGAUGUGGUAGGAAAAGCUGGCACUCCCAAAACUAUAGCUGGUAUACACACUCACACCACGCCAGUAUUGUUGGCUACUGCCGAACGGGCGGAGUUGGCAACUGAGGACUAUCAAAUUGUUGCUCCAACGUUGGACGGUAUUUGCGUUUUGAGAAAAAUUGAAAAAGCUUGACCUGAAUUAUACAUGAGUUGAAAUUCACACAAAAUUAUUAAACCGCUAUAAUAAUUAAUGCUAUAUUUCAUUUUCUUUUUUAUUAAAUUUAAAAGAACAAAGCGAUCUUUAUUGAUUGAGUACAUCAUUAUUAAAUAACGAAGGUGUUUUUAAACUUGAAAAUCAUUUCUACUGGGUAUCAGUCAUUCUGAAUUUUCUGUUACAAUUUCUGAUUCGUUUUCCACAUUUCUAAUAGUCUCUAGUUGAGUGUAUAGCAUUGUAUAUAUACAUUUUAGUCGGUUUUCUUUCUUGCUAUAGAAAAGUUUCUCAGUUGGAAAUGUAGCUUUCGGACUUGAUUUUAAAGAUGGAUCUUACUAAUCAUUCCUAUUACUUAUCACUAGAAAAAAUUAACAUUCAUUUAAACAAUUUUAAACUUCUAAACUUUUAAUCUAAAAUUUUUAAUCAACAAAAAGGGAAAUGGAAUAAAUAGAGUAGUUAUUAUGAGUGGUGCGAUAAUUUUGAAGAAGAGUAACUCCGUUCUGUUCCAUAAAUAGUUAUUUUAUAUGUAUUAUUAGCGAUAAUAUUUUUCUAUAUACUUCUGAAGACUGUUUUAAUAAAAUUUAUAGUUUCU